This is a messenger RNA of Candidozyma auris, 4686 nucleotides long. RefSeq lists its product as uncharacterized. Lineage: Eukaryota; Fungi; Ascomycota; Pichiomycetes; Serinales; Metschnikowiaceae. Gene Ontology annotation, cellular component: nucleolus. The transcript has a single exon. The record is from RefSeq and is a predicted model, not a curated record. Bases 1 to 4686 code for a protein of 1561 amino acids. Gene Ontology annotation, biological process: maturation of LSU-rRNA from tricistronic rRNA transcript (SSU-rRNA, 5.8S rRNA, LSU-rRNA); maturation of 5.8S rRNA from tricistronic rRNA transcript (SSU-rRNA, 5.8S rRNA, LSU-rRNA).
AUGAGCAGCAGAUCCAAACUGUCGAUCUACUCGGCGGUCAAUAUAGAUCUGGCGCUGCUUUCGGAGUUGCAAAAUGUCGCCGAAUUGGGUGUCUUCGACGAUCUCUCGCCCCUCCUUACAUUUAUCCGCAAGGGCCUUCUUUUGAAAGUCCUUCUGAAUUUUGCUCAUUUCGUCUCUGUAACAGAUAUUCCAAAGAUAGCUCAGACAACUUUAAGACUCGCCAAGGUGCUUGAAGUGGUCAAUUUCAUUUUGCAUGAGGUCCCAGCUGACAGUGUCACUUCAUCCCAGGCAAAAGCUAAGCUUGAGUUACUCGAGGAGAAGGACAAAAUCACCGAAUUCUACGCUGAGAUAAUAAGAAAUAAUCUUAAGUCAUUCUACAAAAUAUUCUCGCUCAGAAAACCGUCAGCAAUCAAUCCUAGUCUUAGGAUACUUAUUUCCCUCGUUCACUUCAAAAACCACGCUCUCUUUGCAGAUCUUACAGACUCGUUUGACUUCAACCAUUCCUCGCUUAUGAAGCUUCUUAUACCAACAAAAGACGAUUUUGAGAGAAAAAUCAUUAUUGAUAGGUCGAUGCGGUUUCAUUUUAUGGACUUUUUAUUGGCUGUGGCCGAGACAACAUCCCCAAUGCUUCGCAAAGCUCUAUUGACAAACUUCAAAAUCAUGAACAACUUUUGGAAGUACAUUGAGAUGGACAAGUACGAAAAGCUUAUCGCGGUCAUAAACUUCAUUGACAAAUCGGUCUUGUCUGAACCUCUCCUUCGACGUGUUACCAAGUGUCAGAUCUUGAAUGAGAACUUUUUAUUCAAGUUCAGCUCUCUCUUUGCAUAUGUGAAACCUGAGAAUACUCGUGAAGGUGAAGAUGAUGACGACGAAUUCGAAAGAUUCAAAUCAUCUUUUACUGCCCUUAUGAACACCUUGGUGACAGACCAGGACAAGGGUAUUACCUUCCCCAUCAAUGAGUUCGGCUCUCCGAUCACCGUUCAUAAUAAAGAGUUCAAAAUCAAUAACAAACUCAUUUAUACUCUCCUUACUGCAUUGCGUCCUUGGGAGUCUUAUAACCAACUACAGUAUGUGAUGACCAUCCUCAACCAUAACACAGAGUUGGUGCCGCCAUACAUGAACUGGAUCGUUGCUAGCUCUGGAGGCUACCACGAUCCUUCCUUGUCCUCAUACUGGAUUGGCCACACUUUGUUGUACAGUGAGAUACUUAAAUCGGAGGUACUUCCUGCGAAAGUUGAUUAUAUCUCGUUACCUCCUUUGUCUUCCACGUCUCUUGCCGAGUGUCUUUCUUACACAAAUGACUUGGUCAAGCAGCUUGCAUUGCAGCUAAUUUUGCUUAUGCUUAAUAAGCUCAAGAAGAACAAGGCUGGACAAUCCCUCAUAGACGCAGUAUUGAGUAACUUGCCUUCCCAGGCGUCAUACUUACCACUUCUUGCGCAUGAAAAUGACCUCAUCAAAUUUACAGCAACUACCAUUGUUAGAACUUAUGAGCGGUUGGCUCCUGCCUCAUCAUCAGCAGCUAUAGUGGCCGCCGUGAAAGAGAGCUUGGCCAAGCUAGAUUUAGACAAGUGCACCAAGAAAGAUUUGGUCUUACUUGAUAAUUAUCUCUCAAUUCAGUCAAACAAUGACUUGAAAUGGUGGAGUAAGCUGCAAAAUGGAAGAUCAUUUUUCACUUCCUUGCUUAAACUUUCCAAGAUUGAGUUCCUUAGACCGAAGGCACUUGCAAUCCUAAUCAAGCUAACAUCUUCAACGAUCAUUUUCAAUGAUUCCAACCUCAUCGAUUCGCCAUUGUAUGCGUUGAUUGAAGCUACUUCGCUGGUCGUUACAUCGUCUUCAGCCGACAAACUUUGGAACUGUUUAGAUGAAACCAUCUCUAGAGCCAUCAAAACUCCUUACAAAUACCUCGAUAAGUCGCAUUUGGAAUAUUCAGACUUGAGUGUCUUCUUCGUCGUCCUUUUAGACCAGUUCAAAUUUAUACCUGACUACGAAAAGGACAGUGUCCUUUUAAACUGGUUAUCUCAAUUCUUGACUGAUUCCGUUAUUUUAGGUGAGCCGGAAGGUGCUAUGGAGAAUAUAAUCAAGAGCAGUGAGAUCCCGGUCAAACUCAAGCUUAGGUAUGUCAAACCAAAGAAUAAUUUGACCAAAAAGUUUGAUUUUGCACAGGAACUAUACUGUUUCAACAAAGACAUAUCCAAUAGUGUUGGUGACCAAAAAGUCUUCGAUCAUGUCUCGAAGCUUGGAAACUAUCUCAUGAGCUCAGGGUUAUCUGAUAAAGAGCUUUUCUCUUUUAUCACUGACCCAAGACAUUGGUUCUUCUACGAAGCAUUCCUUUCAGAAAUAAAAAGUGAUACGCUUACUUUGGCAAUCUCUUUAAUGGCAGAGCUCUUCAAGCAGCUUGAGACCGAUUUCACAAAAUCUAAGCUCAACAUUUUCUUGUAUGGGCUAGCAACGAAGAAGACAUCACCUGCAAAUCAGAAACUUUUGUGUAAAUUUUUGUGGAUAUUUGAUGAUGAUCAGCUCGUGAAGAUUUCCCAAACUCUCGAUAAUGAAUAUCUUGUUGUUGAGGCACUCAGAAUAAUUGCCGACAAAGAGCUUCAAGUGUCGCUUGAUUUACUAGCAUUGAGCAACAUUGCACAUCCCGACAUCAAGUCUGUUCUCUCACGAUUUGAGCCUUCAACUGAGCAAUUGGAGGCGAUCAUACGAAAAAGGGAAUUACAUUACCUUCUUGAAAAAGCCAGUGGUCUGCUUGUGGCACAGUUCAUUCAUGACAGCGAUGUUGAAGACGAUCUCUUGUACAGAAUAGCUUCCGCAUCUAAAGAGACUAUCCUAAAAUUCCAAGCUCGAGUAUCGAAGCUUGCAAUGAGCAUGCGAAACAGAGAUUGGUCCAUUAAAAUUUUCACAUUAUGUCCUGAAAUAUUCGAUCAGGAUGAAAUCCUAAGGCUUUUGCUCCUGGAAUUCGAGGGGGAGACCAAAUUAGGAUUCUCUAAUGACUUCAUCGAUGCUGUUGCAGCUAUAGCAAAAUCCAGCAUUGCCGCUGUUCGAAAGCAACUCGACAGAUUUACCGUCUGGUUCCACAAAUGUAUGCUCUACAUCACGAAGAAACUCGCUGAAACGCUAACCUUGUCAUCGACUUUUGCGAGAUUUCUUAGGUCUGUUGAGGGUCUCUUGGAGGUUCUUGAGCACCCGUGGCGCAUGUGUCCGGCCGCUAUUCUCAAUGCUCAGCUCGAAGUAAUUCUUCUUCAUGAAAAGUGGGUUCAGUUGGAAGAAUGUACCAGAUAUGCAAACAAAUUGCUAUUCUGUUCAGAGUCAAGUGGGGUACUUGGUGAUAAGUUGCUACAAAUCUAUAUCAAUAAUCAUCUGAACCCAUUGAAGAAGCUUCCACAGAACACUGAUGCUGCUUUGCGAUUCCAGAGCGCCUUGUUGCUCCACAGGCUAUUUCAGUACAACAUUAAGAAAGCUUCAUUAGAAGCAAUCACCGAUCAAAUUUUGGAAAUGUACCUCGGUUCCACAAGAGCUGAAGACUUGCUCUUGAAAGAUGUAUUGAAACUGAUUGAAAAGAAAACAUCAAAGAGCUGGGUCGGCAAGGUAACAAGUUGGGACUUUUCCGAGAAUCUUACUCAAAGCGAAGUUGAACUAGUUGGCGAAGAGAGGUUGAUUAUCAGGGACAAGACAUCAAUGGUUGUAGCAUUGAAGAAGGCUUUUGUGAAAAACACUAUCGCAGCGCCAAUUAGGCCAGUCGACAUCCCCGAUCUGAGGAAGUUUUCGGACUAUGUGAACCUUUAUAAUAAUUGUUUCCAAGGUCCCUAUAAGCACACCGAAUAUGAUGCAGAGUUCCUCAUGUUAGUCAUCUUAAACAAUGAGGAAUUGAUGAUAGAGCAGGAGGGCUCAGUCUCCUUCAGUUUGAAGAGGCUCAUUGAAACAAAAAUAUUUCACAUCUUUGUGUUGAAUUUGUCCAAUCCUAAGCUCAGAGAUGUGUCCAGAAUCGUCUUGAAUGGUAUGUGCAAAUUCAUUCAGAAGCAGGAUAAUGGCUAUAGAGACAAGAACAUCUUGUUGAUAUACUUGUCAAGUAUCUUGCACACUUUACGAGUAGCAGAUCAUCAAACGCCGCUUGUGUGGUACAUUGUCGGAUCAUUUGCCGAGAUCAUCAUCAACCCUAGUCAUUUCCUUUACGAACGUGUGAUACGAUUCAUUUUGACUACGCCCGUUUAUAAAGCUUUCGAAAUCCCUCUCUUCCAUGUCAUCUCGAACGGGACCUCAAACGAUGAUCUUGAAGAAGACAAUUACUACAAGCAGAUUGCCUGGUUGAUUGAAGCCUUCAUCGAAGGUACGAAGAAUGAGGAAGAUCUCAGUGCUCUUCGGCUUAAAGGUGCCGUCGAGUGGGCGCUUAAUCUCUCGAACGCCAAAUACGUUACUGGUCAUUUGCGCCAUAGAAUAUACCGCUUCAUUUACCGAAUUCAGAGUGUCUGUCGUGAAGGAGGAGACAUGUUAAUCACAAAAUUCGCAGGGCUAUCUUCUUUGGAGGCCAACAAACUAGCGUUACCAAAGUCUUUCUCUGGCGAACAGUUAGCUCUCAAUAUCGACCAGCUCGGCGUCAGAUUUGGAAUCCUCUCCCAAACCAAGCGCCUUCGUGAAUGGGCCUCGGAUGAUCAAAUCAGAGCAGUGAAGAGAAUACGCACCCAGAAUUAG